Moneuplotes crassus is the source of this 1691-nucleotide messenger RNA. Lineage: Eukaryota; Ciliophora; Spirotrichea; Euplotida; Euplotidae. The record is from the annotation of a GenBank genome assembly.
AUGAACAUAAGCAGAUCAAAGUCUCAGCCAGGAGAUAAAUUUACAUCUAAAAUUCAUGCAAAUAUCACAUCUAAAAGUAGAUACAACAUCAAUCAAAAUCUUCAGAAUAAUUAUGCAACCAAGAAAGAUCUGAAGGAAUUAAAAUAAGAAAAAUAUAGUUCUAGCCAAAGCUGAUGUCCUAAGGAAAUAAGCAGAUCAAGGCUGCUAUAAAAGAACUGGCUAAAGCCAACAAAGAAAUGAUUGAAUUCCAAAAGUCAAGGAAGAACAACCCUUCUGCCAAGAAAUUGAAUAUCCUGGCUAUCUCAGAAAAGCUAAAAUUGAAACUUAAGAAGGAAUCUGACCGGGAGGUAGAAAUCAAGAAGAACAUUAAAAUAAGAGCUCUUCAGAAAAUGCUUAAUACAAAUGAGACCGAUUUGGCCAAAUUAGAAACAAUGCAUGACCAGAAGGUCGAUUCUGAACAUGAAAAGUCAAAACUUCUAACUGAUGAAGUUACUAUUAUGACUGAAAAGCCUAAGGUUAGUGAAGUAGGAACAGAGACAGAUAUAGGAUAUAAUAAUCUUCUCAGACCCGUAAGAGCAGAUCGAUUAAGAUCAUCAGAUUCCUUACCUAAAUUGAUCCAACAAUCUGUUCAAUAUGACUCAGUUGAAGGACUUGAAAAUGAAACUCCAUUUUCAUAUUCUAAAGGCUUUCAAGCCUUAGAAGAAAUUGGCGAGGAGCAUUUACAAGAAUAUUAUUCCCUCUGCUCUUUAAUUAGAGAUGAAACUCCAGACGAUAAAAUUAUGUCCCUAAAAUAUAACGAGCAUCAAAACCGUUUUAAAAACCAUAAAUAAAUUGAAUUUCAAACCAAAUGAUGUUUUUAAUUUGACUAAAUCCAUUCAAAAUUCAGAACAAAAGAUGAAAACAAAGAAACUCAAAUGCAAAAUCUUGAAGGAGAUAAAUCAAAAUUACUCAAAAAUCAUGAGCUUUAGCAAAAAUAGAACUGUAAAAAGAUUCCAAGCGUCUAUUUUGAAAGUUUCUUCUGUCAAGCCUAAAUUCAAGCAUAAAUAACAAGCAAACAAUGACACAGCCAGAUAUGCUAUCCCUUUUGAAUAAACUUAAAGAUUAUUUAUUAAAAGGGAAGAUCAUUGAGAACAAAUUACAAGAGAAUAAUUCAUUUGAAGUCGUUAGAAAAACUAGUAUUUUAGAGACCAAAUGAGACAAAAAGAGUCGCAAAACAAACUUAAGCAGAAAACAAAGAAGAGAAAUCGAAAAAUAGACUCAUUAUGAUCGACAGGAUCUCAAAAUCAUGCUCAAACUCAAUCAGCCACCCACCCCACUCCAAGCCGCCCUCUCUCCACCCCCCUCCCACCACCUCCGCAGACGCCCCCGACACCUUCUCUUCCUACCAAAAAAUCCCUCUACUCCCUUCAAUCCCCCUUCCAAACCCCUCCAGCCACCCAUACCACCCCCUCCCACCCCCUCUCUCCAACGUAACCCCCUCUCUCACCUACAGUCCUUCACAAAUCUCCUUCAGACUCCUUCCCUCUCUCAGUCAGUCACCGAAGAGAAGUACCCUUCCAGUGACCACUGGAAGGGUACUUCAGAGUGGUGACAAGUAGAGGUGUGGAAGAAGGCUAAAGUUAGAGAGUUUAGAAGAAAGGAGUAUUCAAGGAGGUUUUUGAAGUAGGAAUGCGGUAAGUACAAGCGAACUA